AUGAUUUACAUGAUGAGCGCUCAACCAAGCAACAUUGAAAAUAUCUCAUUACAUCCAAUCAUAGAUUUACAAAUCAUCACUACAAAUUCUCCAAUUCAUCAUCAACAAAAUAGUCAUUAUGACUUGCAAGAAUAUAAUGAAUUAUUUCAAAAGUUCAAACUUCAUAUGAGAUCACCUACUCGGAAAGCCUUUUCUUUGAAAUUUGAACUGGUCCAUGAGCUUGUAGAUUUUACUGAUGAUGAAAGACCAGUCGAUGUACGAGUUUCAACAAGUGUAAAUUGUAUUAUUAUCAUUACCAUGAUGAACAGAAUUAGAUUUGUGGAUUUGGUAACUAAAAAAUUUAUUGGUAGAUUUGACUUGAGCUCACUGCCUAAUUGUUUAGAAAUAGAGAAAAAUUACAAUGGAAUGAAUGAUGCAUUGUUGCUCAGUUGUGAAAAUGGGAUGGUGCUCAAAUAUGAUCUCGCACGUUUGUUCAAAUGGAGUUUGGUUAAUGAAAAUUGUGAAGAAUGUGAUCAUUGUAAACCCAUUUGGUGUUGCGAAGGAUUUGGUUAUCCUUUUGGAAUAGCAAUUCGAGAGGAGUUUGCCGAAAAUUUACAUGCCUUACAACGACGGAUAUACGUUUGUGAUUAUACCGGAAAGAGAAUAGAUGUUUUAAACGCAGUAACUGGAGAGAGAAUUUUACGUAUUGACGAAAACUUGUUAGGUAGUCCUAUUGAUCGACCAUCAGGUAUUAUUUUCAAUCAUUUACAAGAAAUGAUUGUCACUGACUAUGAAAAUUUCAUUCAUGUCAUUAAGAAAAAUAGUAAGGAUGAAUAUCAAUGUUCUAUUCUUUCUCUACCGUUCACAACAAAAAGUCCUCUUGGGAUUACAUUUGAUCGAAUGUCAAAUCAUGUUCUCGUUGCAGACCAAUUUCAACACUGCAUUUAUGUGAUUAAUGAGAACAAGGAGUUUGUAAAACGAUUUGGAGAUGAUACUCUGUUCAAUGAGCCCUUUAGCUUAUGCAUUGAUGAGACGACUGGUGAAUUGUAUGUGACUGUGUAUGCAAUGUACAAGAUCAUGAUUUAUAGGUGA
Messenger RNA from Naegleria lovaniensis, 1071 nucleotides. RefSeq lists its product as uncharacterized. Gene Ontology annotation, biological process: proteasome-mediated ubiquitin-dependent protein catabolic process; protein polyubiquitination. Gene Ontology annotation, molecular function: ubiquitin protein ligase activity. The coding region runs from base 1 to 1071 and encodes 356 amino acids. Lineage: Eukaryota; Heterolobosea; Eutetramitea; Acrasida; Naegleriidae. The record is from RefSeq and is a predicted model, not a curated record. The transcript has a single exon.